AUGGGGUAUGGUCUGAUAAUGCCUAGUGUUCAGGAGAUACAAAUUUCUUUUACUAUCAAGUUGAAACCAAUUUCCAAUACGCAGAUUGGCGAAGAAAUCUUCGAGAAAGGAAAGAUUCUUGAGAUCUCCCAGCAGCAGAUUCUCGAAUUGAUGGAAAAUAGCAAUAAGUCUGAUGCAAAGUUGAAAGGCAAAAAGAAAUACGGCAUGGCUUUUCAAUUAGACGAACAAAUAGAAGUGGAGCUUGUACGGAAUGUCGUCGAAGUUUAUGCCGUCCAAGUGUUCAAAGGCGAUGCUGCGUAUGAAGAAUUUAUGGGCGCGAUUGUAGAUCAACUUCUCACUGUACAGGACGAAGAUGCCGCGCUUCGAGACGGAAAAUUGACAUCUUUAAGAGUCAAAAAGCGAAUGGAAACAAUUACGAAUCUUCAGGCGGAACAAUUGAAUACUCAGCAAGAGUCGAGAAGGGAAAUAGCAAAGGCACGGGCGGAGAAGAGUGAUGAGAAGGUUAAAGAUCUCUUGGAAGAGGCGGAUAAGAAAAAAAAGGAAAAGGAAAAUGCGGAGAAGAAAUUCUGGGAAGACAAGUAG
Botrytis deweyae is the source of this 582-nucleotide messenger RNA. RefSeq lists its product as uncharacterized. NCBI's taxonomy places the organism in Eukaryota, Fungi, Ascomycota, Leotiomycetes, Helotiales, Sclerotiniaceae. The transcript has 2 exons. The record is from RefSeq and is a predicted model, not a curated record. Bases 1 to 582 code for a protein of 193 amino acids.